GAUAUUAAGAAAAGGGUAUGGAAGAUCUAGAAAGAAGACCGGAGAAAUCGGCGCUUAUUGUUAUAUCUAAUGAGUGGUCACUUCCACCUCGGAGAAAACCGGGUAGAAAGCGGUCAGAAGAACCGCCGUUAACGAAGAGAAAGGCACAGAAUAGAGAAGCGCAACGUUCGUUUCGUGAAAGACGUGCAACGCGAGUUUUAGAACUUGAAACAAGGGUUAAACAGCAACAGGAUCAUAUGGAAAAAUUAAAACAAGAAUAUAUGGAAAAAAUACAGUAUAUAGUGUUAGAAAAUGAAAGAUUAAAGAAGAAAAAUGAACAACUUGAGGAACAGGUUAUAUAUUUAAAAGCUAACUUUGAAAAAGUGAAGAAUUAUAUUAAUUUUGAUACACAUAUUUUUGUUCCAUUUUCGAAAGAAAAUAGUUCAAGUACAACAAGAAUUUACGAUAAUUCAUCGAAAAUAAGUGAUUAUUCUAAUUUAAUGAUUGGACAAUCAGUGCCAUUAAGGAAGAAAAAUGCAUCGAAAGAAAAACAAGAUAUGGAGCCUAAGGAUAUUUUAUUUCAGAAAAAGCUUGUGAAAGAUUCGGAUUUUGUUCAUCAUUCGGAAUCCAAAGAUUUAUAUAAUGAAUCUGGUUUUUUGGUGCAUCAAAAGAAUCCACAAAGUAAUUAUCGAGAUCAAAUAAAUACCUAUUCAUCUUUUAGUUCAUUAUUUAUACCUAAGAAUGAUGGCACAAUUGGAGAAAAUGAUUGUGGAUUUUGUAUCGGUAAUCCUGAUGUAUGUUUAUGUCUUCAAUCGCAAAAUUUAAACAAUGAGAUGACAAAUAUCAUUGAAGUAGAUAAAAAUAUUCUUCCUCCUAUUUUAAUCGAUAAUAAUGAUAAAAAAAUGGAAGAGAAAGUACAAGGAGAUUCAGAAAAAACGGAAAAACUGAAAAUACUCGAACCAUCUAGUAGUUAUACAAUCAAAAAUGAAUAUGAACCUGGCUCAUGCGCUCAAUGCAAAGCAGAUUCAUUGAGCAUGCUUUUUUGCAAAACGUUUGCAUCAAAGAUAAAUUAUAAUAAAGUUUCUUUCAUGUCUUAUAAGGAUAAAGAGAAAUAUAAUUGUAAUACGAAUUCACCUAGUGAUAGUAACUUUUUGCCAUGUUCUGCUGCAUAUAAAACACUUAGUCAACAUGAGAAAUUUGUUAAAGAGAAUUUUCGAGUUAUAAUUGAUAAUUUGGCACCUGGUUCUUGUGGAAUGCAGAUUCAAGCAAAUAGAGUUCAGGAAACAUUGCGUUUGUUAGAUCAAUAAUUUGAAACACUUAUACCUAAUAAUAAUAUUAUUAAAUAUUUUAU
Molecule: messenger RNA, 1330 nt
Organism: Pneumocystis carinii B80
Lineage: Eukaryota; Fungi; Ascomycota; Pneumocystomycetes; Pneumocystales; Pneumocystaceae
Exons: 4
Coding region: 18-1286 (422 amino acids)
Cellular component (GO): RNA polymerase II transcription regulator complex
Molecular function (GO): DNA-binding transcription activator activity, RNA polymerase II-specific; transcription cis-regulatory region binding
Source: RefSeq, a predicted model, not a curated record